Xiphophorus couchianus (Monterrey platyfish) is the source of this 4222-nucleotide messenger RNA. RefSeq lists its product as uncharacterized. The record is from RefSeq and is a predicted model, not a curated record. Gene Ontology annotation, biological process: regulation of glycogen biosynthetic process. The transcript is spliced from 4 exons. Gene Ontology annotation, molecular function: glycogen binding; protein phosphatase 1 binding. Gene Ontology annotation, cellular component: protein phosphatase type 1 complex. Bases 16 to 3621 code for a protein of 1201 amino acids. Lineage: Eukaryota; Metazoa; Chordata; Actinopteri; Cyprinodontiformes; Poeciliidae.
CUGUUAAGUCAGAGCAUGUCGAAUGUCAGCUGGCAGAAGGAGCAACGGCACUCACUGUGGGGCUUCAUGGAGUUUGCAGGGCAGCUAAGACCUUCCGAGGCCUGUAACUACCUCGCAGUCCCAGGCCUCUCCGGCUUGGACCCAGACGAAGAUGAGGGCGAUUUAGUUGUCGGUUUCAGACCUAAAUCCUCCCCCAUACCAUCCAGAAGGAGCUCGUUCUCGGACGAGGACUCGGAUCCCGAGCCUCCUUACUGCAGCUCCCGGAGGGUGUCGUUUGCCGAUGCCAAAGGCCUCAGUCUGGUGCAAGUGAAGGAGUUUGACACGUGGGAUGUACCCAAACUACCGGGAAGUGACUCCUUAGUUGUCGAGGGUAAAGAUUCAGUGGAAUAUCACCUCUCGCCUUUAACUUUCUCCCUUCCAUUGCCUUCCGAAGAGGUGCUUGCCAAAGUAUUGAGUCAGAAAGUAGAAUUGGAAACAAUUGGGUUACUUCCAGGGACCACGAUACUUAAAGGAGUGAUCCGCGUUCUCAACAUCUCCUACAACAAGUCUGUCUACAUAAGAACUUCUUUGGACAGGUGGGCCACCCACUUUGACCUUCUGGCAGAGUAUGUCCCCGGCUCCAGCGAUGGAGUGAUGGACAGCUUCUCGUUUAAGCUUACUUUGGGGCCACCUUUCGGGGAUCAGGGAGUCAGGGUCGACUUUUGUCUGCGGUACGAAACUCCCGUGGGGACAUUCUGGGCUAACAAUAACAACAGAAACUACGUGCUCUCCUGCCAGCGCGGCAUGAAAGGGGGAACAGAGAAACCACAGAGGGAAAAUGCAAACAAGAAAAGCUGCCUGAAGUCCGUCAGUCAGAAUGUCUCCACUGUGGAAAACAUUUCAUCAAAGCCAGCUUCAACUCAGGAAAACAUGUCAACAGAUGAGUCUGUCCGGGGAUUGGAGGUGGGAACUUUGGAAACCAAGAAAACCUCUGAGGGACAAUCAACAACUUCGACCCAAGAGGGACAGAAACUACUGAUGGAGAACAAACAGAACAGCAGCAGAAGAAGGCAAAGACAAGCGGCACGGAUGGCCAGACUGAGGGACUGCUACACCCAAAGAGAUGGAGGAGCAAAUGACCCUAGCAAAGACAAAGCCUCCCCAGAAACAGAGCAAGUAACUCGCAAAGAAACCCCAGGAGACAAUGUUGUCGGUUUGCAGCCAUUUAACGAGGGACAAGUUAAGUCAGAAUGUCCUCAGUUUGUUUUUGAGGCCCUUGAAGAAGUACUUGACCAGACAUCCACCAAGCAAGUGAAAUCUGACCUGGCUGUAUUAGCGCGAGGCGAGAGUGCUCCAGAUGUCUCAAAUAACCCCCUGGAUUCAGACGGUGAGCCCGCCCCAGAAGAACAGCAAAAUAUCGGCAAGUUUGUCACCACAAAUCAGGAUGGAGACGUGAGUUUACCAUGCACUAGCAACUCAGUAACAGCGAGGAGCGAAACCCUCAUUAGUCAGAGCGACAGUUUCACAUUCGGCACAGUGGUUGCUGCACCGUACUGCCAGGCAUUUCAGAGGGUGCCAGCUGAAAACCCUGUAAAUACUGAAGACUCCAGCCUUCCCUCUGAACCCACACAGACCUGUGGCAUUGUUCCAGUUAGCACUAGAAGUAACAUGGGCAAAGUGCAGGGAGAUCUGACCAGCACUCAGGGACCAAGUGAUGAAAGCUUGUCUGUCAAACUGGUCAGUCCAACCUCUGAAGAAAAAAAGACCUCGAAUAAGAUCCCAAAGCAUUUGGACAUUGUGGAGAAGCCAACUGAGAUGGAAAAGAAAUCUAACCAAUCUUUGGGUCAACAAUGUCCUGUGGAAGACAAUGUGCUGUUUGAGAGUGUGAACUCCCAGACAGAAGCACAGGAGGAAAUUUUGGCCUAUGAAGCACCACAGUGUCAGUCAACAGAGACAAUGUUUUCCCUCAGUUCAGCAAAGGUAGAGGAAACCCUCGCAAAGGAUGAAAGUAAAGAGGAUCUCAAAGAUUUUUGGAUUAUGCUAGAGCAUAUAGACGAAGAGGUGGACCUACUGGUCAAUGGUGUCCAAGAGAAGAUUUGUGAGAGUGCAGAGGUCAGCAAGGAAAGUGAAAGUAGGAAAACUGCUUUGGUGAAAGAUAAACUUCUCCAGAUAUUCGAUGAAUUGAAUACCAACCUGACUGACAGCAAAGUUUGUCUGAAUAGUCUCGUCUAUCUUUGUGAACCAGAGAGAACGAACCUAACAUCACUAGCUGCAUCUUCGGAAACUCAAGAAGAUGCAAAAGAAACAAAAGCUGAAGGUAAUGAUAGCAACAUUGGUGAGAUCAAGGAAAUGUAUGACGUCACUCAAUCCAUCAUAAAUGACGUUAGAAGUAACAAUGAAUGCCAUGCCGAUAUGUUUAAAAGACAUAAUCAUCAAAAUGUUGUGGAAGAGACAGGGCGAUGUGAAAUGGACUCCUCUUUCUUAAAACAAGAUGAGGAUUUCCUUUUCAUAGACAUUGUAGAGGAGAAAAACUGGGAAAAGAUGGUUGAAGAGGAGGAAAACUGUGUCUUAUCAAAUGAAGAAGAAAGGGAGCUGCUACAUUUAACAACAGAGACCAAUGAAACUGAGGAGAAAGUAGAGGAAACAACAGAGGUCAAGGUACACAUUGCUGUGGUGUUAGAGAGUCAAGCAUGCCUAGGAAAGGAAUUCAAGCAGGUUAAGGCCAUAAAGACAGGUGGAACAGAAAGUACAGAAAUAGACAAAAUAGAAGGGCAAGAAGUAGCAGAGCAACAGAAUGAGACAGAGAGACAAUGGAUGAGUAUGGAAAAAGCAAGGCUCAGAGAGGAAGAGGAAAAGAUGGAAACAGAUAUGAAGCAGGAUAUAAUAAUCCCAGCUAGAGAAGCAGAAGAGCUUGUAGUUACAGAUGCAGACUCAGACAUGACAAAGCAAAACAACAAGGAUGAACCAGGGUCUUUUAAAGUAGGGUCAGACAUCACACAAAACAAGGUUGAAGAUGAUUUAUCUACUCUAGUGAGCAGAGCAACGAAGAACUGUCCAAAUGAGAGGCAAUAUGAGUCCAUCCAGACGGAUACCCUACGCAAGAAGGACGACCAAUCAAACACGGACACCAAGCACCUUACUUCCAAAGGCGGUAUGUGCGAUUCAUUGGAGGAACCUGACAGCGCUUCUGCAGAGUCGGACUCAGACGAAGAGCUGCGGUUGUAUGUGCACUGCCUGAGGGCACCGCAGGUCCACACAGACAAGAUCAGAGAGGCGGGGUUCACAGCACGCAAGAGGCCCUCUAUAAGCCGAGGCAAAGUGCUGUCAACAUCCAUGCCGUCCAUCAGCGAAGCUCUGGACGAAGAACAGCAGCACAGCAGCCCUCUGGAGACUUACGAGGUUGUAAAAACAGCUGCUGAGCCAAGAGCCAAUACACAGGAGAGUAUACACCAAACUGAGUGGAGGUGGAAAGACUUGUUUUCUUGCGACAAGGUCUCUAAGACAUUGCUGUAUGCCUCCUUAAUGAUUGGGUUUACAGUUGUGGCGUAUCAUUAUGAUUUCCUUGCCUGUUUCUUGCUUUACUUGAUAUCAGUCAUCUGGCUGUGCUGUCAAAGAGAGAGAGAACCCAUUAAAAACAAGUAAAGAAAUUAAUUACACUGUAAAAAAAAAAAAAAAAAAGAGCAGUUUUGAGUGUGUUUCAAAGAGACUCCUGGGCAUUAAACCUUAGAUAUGAGAAUAAUUCCUGAGUUUUCCCUAUGGGAGGAUGUGUAGAUUCUGUUGUCAAGAGUAUAAACAAUUAGCUGUAACCCAAACAGAAAAUUAUUAGGUAUUAUUAGUUCUGAACGGCAUGUUGGGGUGUAAAUAAAAGUUACAUGUUUGCUGUGUUGGGCUGUGGAAUAAAACCUAUAGUAAGAGGGUAAUAAAUUACAUAAAUGCUACCUAUUUGUGUGGACAUUUUUAACCCUUUAAUUGUCAUGAGGACAUCGAUGUCCACAUGGAUCCAUUAUAUAACAUGUAAGCAUUUUCAAGGUGACAGUAAAUGUGUAUUGUAAAGGGUUAAAGAGGCAAUCUCAUCUCACUUAAAGUUAACUACAACCAAUUUGAGAAGUACAGCAGACUUGUGGAAGCAGAUUCCCCAAUUAGAUAAGACCAAACGUUUCUGACCUAAAUGUUAUGGGAGGUAGAAAAACAAAACUGUACAGUUAUACUGUCAAGAAAAAAAUAAUAAAUUAAGCUACCAUUA